ACAUAUUGUAGGAUAUAUAAUAAAAAUAAUGUUACAUUAAUCAUUUCUUAAUAGUAUUUUAUACUACAAUUACUAUAGUUUAAGUUUUAUUAUAAUUUUGCAAAACUAAGUGUAAAAUAAUGGGUUCUUAUAUUAUUAGAAUUAUCGAUAAAUCAAAUGUGAGAUACAUUUACAAUACAAGUGGAUCUACUAUUGUAUGGACAAACGUCUUCAUCUUUUUAAUUCUCAAUGUGUUAUCAUUGUAUGGCAUUUAUGUUUGUAUUGCCAACAAAUGUUGGAUGACCUGGUGUUUCGCAUUUUGGUAUGGAUUGGCUGGUGGACUUGGUGUCACAGCUGGUGCUCACCGAUUGUGGUCUCAUCGGUCAUAUAAAGCACGACUGCCAUUGCGUAUAGUAUUAAUGUUAUUUCAUUCAAUUGCCGGACAGAAUGAUCUAUACGAGUGGUGUCGCGACCAUCGGGUUCAUCACAAGUACUCUGAAACAGACGCCGAUCCGCAUAACUCUAAGAGAGGCUUCUUCUUCGCGCACGUCGGUUGGCUUCUGACCAGAAAACAUCCCGAUGUUAUCAUUAAAGGCAAACAAAUAGAUUUGUCAGAUCUGAUCAAUGAUCCCGUUGUUUAUUAUCACAAAAAGUAUUAUAUAGUGUUUUAUUUAAUAUUUUGCUUCAUUUUGCCGAUUAUUAUUCCGCUCUAUGUUUGGUCAGAAACUGUAUUUUAUUCAGUAUUUGGUACAGUAUUAAGAUAUGUAACAUCAUUGCAUUGCACUUGGUUUGUCAAUUCUGCGGCCCAUAUGUUUGGAGAUAAACCUUAUAACCCAAAUAUAGAGCCCCGAGAAAACCUGUUGGUCUCUUAUGGUGCCUUUGGAGAAGGUUUUCAUAACUAUCACCACUCGUUUCCAUUUGAUUAUUCAACGAGUGAAAUGGGUUGGCGAUUGAAUUUUACCACAUUUUUUAUUGAUUUUAUGGCACUAAUAGGACAGGCAUAUGAUAUGAAAAGAUUAUCUAAAGAUAUGGUAUGUCAAAGAAAAUUGAAAGUUUGGUCUAAUAGUUAUUAAAUGUGAAUUUCAUUUAAGUGAAAACUUUUGUUUUAUCAAUUUAAUAUUUUAUAGUAUUGUUUUAUUCA
Oppia nitens is the source of this 1120-nucleotide messenger RNA. RefSeq names its product stearoyl-CoA desaturase-like. The record is from RefSeq and is a predicted model, not a curated record. Bases 120 to 1052 code for a protein of 310 amino acids. Gene Ontology annotation, molecular function: stearoyl-CoA 9-desaturase activity; iron ion binding. Gene Ontology annotation, biological process: unsaturated fatty acid biosynthetic process. Gene Ontology annotation, cellular component: endoplasmic reticulum membrane. The transcript has 8 exons. Lineage: Eukaryota; Metazoa; Arthropoda; Arachnida; Sarcoptiformes; Oppiidae.